Messenger RNA from Daucus carota subsp. sativus, 2366 nucleotides. RefSeq names its product protein WHAT'S THIS FACTOR 9, mitochondrial. Bases 1 to 1281 code for a protein of 426 amino acids. The transcript has a single exon. Gene Ontology annotation, molecular function: RNA binding. NCBI's taxonomy places the organism in Eukaryota, Viridiplantae, Streptophyta, Magnoliopsida, Apiales, Apiaceae. The record is from RefSeq and is a predicted model, not a curated record.
AUGAAUUGGAGGUAUAUAUGUGUGUGUUUUUGUAUAUAUUAUAUUGUUUCUAACCUGACCCCUUUUGUGCUUGAUAAUAUGAAUUGUAAUAUUCUUUCUAGAGCCUUGAAGAAAUCACUUGAACCUAAAAACCCAUUUCUUUAUAUGCUCACACACAACUAUGUGAAUGUGUACAUGAAAUGGAAGAAAGAUCCAAACUUUGAUACAAUUGAGUCCGUUAACAAGUCGAUUGAGCUCAAACCCUUGAUUUCUCUCAAGAAUUGUAUUGCAAAUUCACCAAAUGGGUGUAUUCCAAUUACAGAUGUUUCGAAAAGGGGUCUUCAGUUAGAUGUUCCUUGUAAGGUUGCGCGGUUUCUUAGAUUGUACCCUUCUGUUUUUGAGGAGUUUGUUGGUCCUAAUUAUGAUCUUCCUUGGUUUAAGUUGACCGGAAAAGCGGUUGAGUUAGAUCAAGAAGAGAGAGCUGUUUAUAGGGAUUUUAGAGAUGAUUUGCAAGGUAGGUUGAAGAAGUUUAUACUUAUGAGUGGUGAAAAGAGAUUGCCGUUAAAGAUAAUCAGGGGGAUGCAGUGGUAUUUGGGUUUGCCGGAUGAAUAUUUGGACGAUCCGGAGAAAAAUCUUGAUGGCUGUUUUAGGAUUGUAGAUAUUGAAGAUGGGUUGAAGGGUUUAGCUGUUGAAUGUGAGGAAAAGGUUUUGUCUUUUGUUCAGCGGAAUGCAAUGAGGAGAGGUGGGUAUAAUGGGGGAUCAAUGGAAGUCGUUGAAUUUCCGCUUUUUCCAUCGAAGGGGAUGAGGUUGAAGAGGAAGAUUGGUGAUUGGUUUCAUAAAUUUCAAGAGGUGCCAUAUGUUUCACCGUAUGACGAAUAUUGGGGAUUGGAUUCAGAUAGUGAUGUGGCGGAGAAACGGAUUGUUGGAGUGCUUCAUGAAAUGCAUUGUUUGUUUGUUGAUCAUGCUGCCGAGAGAAAGAAGCUUUUAUGCUUGAAGAAGUAUAUGGGUUUGCCACAGAAAUUUCAUAAGGUAUUUGAGAGACAUCCAUAUAUAUUUUAUUUAUCGUUGAUGAAUAAGACUUGCACAACAGUUCUGAAAGAACCUUAUUGUGAUAGGUUAUCUAUAGAGGCGCAUCCACUAUCAAAAAUUAGAAAAAGGUAUAUUGGUCUCAUGAAAGAAUCCGCAGUUAUUUUGAAAAGUAGGCGUUCUAAAAAUCAGUUUAAUCAUCAACAGAAUCUGAGUUUAAAUCAGGAUAUGGGUUGUCUGAGUGAUCCCAAGACUGAAGCGGUAGCACAUACUUAAGAAGCCUACAUACAGGCAGUGGAAGACAUAUUCCGGAUGGAUAAAGUUUUAUUCAAGCGAGAGUUUUUGUAAAGAUGUGAUGGCCUGGUUGUUAUACAAGAUUAAUGGUGAAUCUUCUUACUUGGUACCUGAUGCAAGAAUCUUUGUUUUCAUACACUUUUUUUGUGUCUCUCAUGGAAAGCUAUUGGUCGGACAAGGGAAGUACAUCCACACGCGUGAUGAAAACUCAAAUUUUAAAAGCAAGGAAAAUUGCAGUCUCAAAAAUAUAAUUCCUUCUUGGUCAUCAGUCAAUUUUCUUGGCCUGGCAUGAUCCAUGGUUAGAAAAUGAUCCACUUGUGGUCAAACGGGGUCCUUCUGUCAUUUCCAUCAUGGAAUGAACUUGUAUUGCUUAGCUUAGUACGUUAAUUUAAGAUGGCCAAUGGGCUGUUCAAUCUAGCCAUGAUUUGGCAACCAAAUUGAGGCAAAAAUUGCAAAGAAAUACGGGAUCCACAUUCAUUGACAAUACUCUAUUCAAUUGGAAGGCCUGGGCGAUAAUCAAGUUACUACUUCUGGCAUAUGGAACUCCAUUUACACGUGGACCUCUCCACCUUUAUGUCUCUCUGCUAUCUGGCAUCCUCUGGCAGUUCCAAAAUUUUCCUUGCUCCUGUAGCUUGUUCUCACAGAAAGGCUUUUUACUAACGAUCACAUGCUUCAGUUUGAAAUGCACUCCGAUUCUCUGUGCUGUUCUAACAUUCAAGCCCAGAAACCACCGACCAUUUAUUUGUGGAUUGUACCUCUGUCAACAAGGUACGGCCAACCCCAUUUUAGGCUAAACUCUUAGGACACUUUUAUGGAGGGAAGUUUUCAUGCAAACCCCAUCUUGCGGACCAAACCCUGUAUAUCUAUUCACUACUUAGCAGCAACUGCCAUAGCAUUUGGUGUGAGCACUUCUAUUACGUAAUCAGGGGCAGAGUAGGCUUACUAUUUGAGAGAAAUUAUGUACUUGUGUUUUUCUUCAUGAAACAGGGUGUGAUGUUCUCCUUACAUGAACCUGUACCAACUUAGUAUCCUAUGUUUCAUGAAUUUCUUGUUUACAGAUUUCUAUA